This is a messenger RNA of Poecile atricapillus (Black-capped chickadee), 9114 nucleotides long. RefSeq names its product ribosomal RNA processing 15 homolog (gene RRP15). Bases 270 to 1001 code for a protein of 243 amino acids. Lineage: Eukaryota; Metazoa; Chordata; Aves; Passeriformes; Paridae. Gene Ontology annotation, cellular component: preribosome, large subunit precursor. Gene Ontology annotation, biological process: maturation of 5.8S rRNA; maturation of LSU-rRNA. The record is from RefSeq and is a predicted model, not a curated record. The transcript has 6 exons.
AGCGCUGCACCGGGGGACCCUGGGCAAGAUGGCGGCGGCCGUGGCGGGCCCACAUGGGCAUGGGGCCGCAGACACGGACACAGGCACGGACAGCGGGUUGUGGCCCUUUGGCUCGCGUUGGUUCUGCUUGGUUUGAGCGUCAGAAUUGAACCCAAAGGGAAGCGUUGCAUGGGAACUUCUUCAAGAGCUCAUUGCUAAAUGUUUGCUGUAUUUUACUUGUGUGCCUGCACCUUGAUCGCUGAGCGAGUUUGAAAAAGUUAAGCAGAGAGAUGUGUUCUGAAUUAAGCUCAGAACUUCCAGAAGACAGCUACUCUUCAGGAGGUGAAGCCCUGGAUGGUGAUGAUGAAGAUGAAGCAGCAGGCCCUGGCAAUGUGGCUGAAGAGGCAACAAGCUCCAAAGAUGGUCCAAGUUCAGGAUGGGCAGAUGCCAUGGCAAAAGUGCUCAACAAAAAGAUUCCACAGAAUAAGUCCACCAUCUUGGCCAAGAAUAAAAGCCUGGAGAAGGAGAGAGAGAAAAAAAAACAAGAAAGGCAAGAAAAGAAGAUGAGGCUCGAUAAAAAGCGGGAAUGGGAAAUGAUGUGCCGAGUGAAGCCAGAUGUUGUCAAAGACCGAGAGAAGGAAAGAAAUCUUCAGAGAAUUGCCACAAGAGGUGUUGUACAAUUAUUCAAUGCUGUCAGGAUGCACCAGAAGAAAAUGGAAGAGAAGGUGAAGAACGUUGGGAGCUCUGAGAGGAAGCGUGCUAAACUGAUGUCUUCUGUUUCAAAGAGAGAUUUCAUCGAUGUUUUAAGAAACAUGGAGGGGUCUAAAGGAGGCAAGAAUCCAGCUGGAAAGGCCACAAAAAGUAAACAGGGUGAAGUGAAAUCUGAAGAGGGGCCAGAAUGGAAUAUUCUCCGUGAUGACUUCAUGAUGGGAGCAUCUAUGAAGGACUGGGACAAGGAAAGUGAUGGAGAAGGCAACAGUGAAGAAGGAGGUGGUCUGAAACAAGAAGAUGACAGUGACUGAAUGAAACUGAAAACCAUUCAAGAUAAUUUUUUAUCUUCUUAAGUUUGUUUGGAUAAAAAGUCAGCAUUCUAUGAAUGUACAACACUUGGAGGAUACCUCUUUUAAAAGGAAAAAAAAAGACUUACACAACCUUGGAGUGUUUUCUCCUUCAUGUCAAACUUUUAUUUAAUAUAACUCCAUUUGCUAUACUGAAAUCCUGAAAUAUUUUCCAAAACAAGUAUAAUUUUCAACAUAUUUCCAAAACAUUUUGUACAGUCAAAAUAGUGGCACUUGCCCAAUGAAAGAUAGAUUUUGCCAAGGUCAUUAAAAGUUUAUACAUUAGUCAUGGCAAUUGAUGUAUUAGUGUGCCUGCAUUUCCAAAUCACUGCUGUACUUUGAGAAGUUGUUGCAAUUUGCAAUAGAAAUGGCUUACAAUAAACACAGAAAUGCCGUCACCUUGUAAAGUUAUCGGACUCCUAUAGAGUCUUUACUACUUUGGCCAGAAAAGGUUCGGUAGAUAAUAAAGGAAAGUAACCAUUAAUGUGAUAGUUCUGGUCUUGGAGCAUAGUUCAAUUGGAGACAACUCUGGAAACAGAAUUGUAAAAAGAGAGACUUGACCCUACUGAUGGGGUUUAUUCAUAUAUAUAUAUGUAUAUAUAUGUAUAUAUGUAUGAAUAUAUGUAUAUGUAUGUAUGCGUGUGUAGAUAUAUAUAUAUAUAUAUAUAUAUAUAUAUAUAUAUAUAUAUAUAUAUGGUUUUUCCAUUGCAACUCUGAGAUUGUAUAAGCUAGGAGUCUGGGAGGAGAGGAAAAGAGUCAUUGCCAUUGGUUUCAUUGGGGAGGGAGAGCUUUUCUAGCGAUACCACAGAAAAUUUUGUUCAGUGUUGCUUCAUUUGCAAUUGUGGCGUUCUGGUCUUUUUCAAUGAGGAGCUGGAGCUCUGAGAUUCAUGCUGUGGGGUUUAGUCAGCUCUAAUGCUAAUUCCUCAGGUCUGCAAAGGGUCAAACCAGAGCCCUUCCUCUUAUGUGUGGGCCAUAAUAGUAAAAAAUUUGGAAGUCAUCUGUCAUGGUAACACAGUUGCCUUUUUUUAAGCUACUGCAAUUUCUCCUCAGUAGCUGUUGGUUGUAGAGGUGCAGAAGCUAACACACAUAAUAAGAAUAUAUUUUAUGUAAGCAUAUGCAUACAGGAGGAAUUGUGUGGUGGUAAGGGUGUUCUAAAUGAGAGGCUGGGGUUGAAUUCUCCUGCCUUUGCUGUUCCAGACUGACUGUCUGAUGCUGUAUCAUUUGUUUAACUUUGCUAUCACAUUUCCCCAUUUGCUAUGUAAAGAAAAAUCCUUGGGGCCUGUGAAUUGAUACUUAAAAUACAUGGUACUGUUCUGUCCAUUUCUAUAGGUGCCUUACAGACAAACCUUUCUUUGUACCUGCUUAUAGGCAAGACAUGAUUAGGAGCAACUUUGAAAUUUUCAGUCUUCAGCAUGGAAAUGUGCAGUAGGAUUUAGAUUUUCCUAACAAAGGCAUUGCUUGAACUUUGUGUGUACUGCUGGAUAAAAAAAUAUGGGUACAAAAUGGCAGAGAAACCCAUCCCAACAACUGGCAGUCAUUGUCUUAUUCAUAGCCUAUUCAUCUGGUAUAUAUUGUAGCAUAAUUCUUCCAGGAGAAAUCAAAGUUAACAGCAGAAAUGUUUAGAUUUUCAAGCUGUUUUGAGUGUUAAACAUAUUAGAUAUCUGAGGAGACAUUAGUUUGUGGCCUGAUAUUUAUUUUCACAAAUGAGGGCUUACACCCAAAAUACCAAGUGGCAAAACCACAGAAGUUUGACACAUGGUUAUCCUGGCUUCUGAAGGCUUGACAUCUGUACAGCUGUGCAGUGAGAGUCACCAUCUCAUUAGUGUAGUGUAAAAACAUGCUGCAAUGGGGUUUGGGUCCAUGAAGCAGCAUAACGUUCUAACCUGACACUGCUUCCUCUCUACAGAGUUCAGCUGCUUUCUGUGGAAAAAUUACAUCAGCGCCCUUAAAUCUACAGUUGUUCUCUAGUUUCAUAUCAGCAGUUUCUUUCCAUAAUCAGACUUCUGGAAAAUAAUCUAAGUUUUCCUUAGGAACUCCGACAUCCUGAGGUGAUUAUUAAAAAUUUCAGAAUGCUUUCCAAAUACUUUUAGAAUACUUGGGUGUUUAUUUGUGCAUUCUUGGAGUAAUGUUUUGAUUAAAGCACUGAAAUAUCUCUUGUGUAUUUAAGAAAAAUGUAGAAUCUAUCAAUAUUGCUAAAGGUAUUUUGAACUUCCGUUUCAUUUAGAGUGCAUAGCCUAUAUGUGGAGAGUAUUUCUUGCCUUUUAAAAAGCAUAAUACUUAUAUUUUUAUGUAUAUUGAGUAGUUAUUUAAAUUUUAUACUGUACCUCGUCUUUCCCUUGUCCUUUUUUUUGUGCCAUAUGCUGAGAGGCUCUGAGAAUUGCUAAAAUUGUUAGCUACAUAUUUUGAUUUUAGGCUGCUUUAUUUCACAGGUUUUGUUUUUGUUGACUAGCAGUUCAAAAGAUUUUGUUUGGACCAGGCACCUUCCAGUCUCUUCUCUGGGCUGCCCUACCCCCUUUUUCAGUAAUGUUCUUCCUCUUCAACAGCUACCAAGAACAACCUUCAGCAGCUUUUCCCAGCAGUCAGAGUGCUCGCUCUGUUUUUCCUGCUCCCAUGAAUAUCUCUGCUCAAGCAAAGCUGUGCUGCUGCCCUUCAUUCCAGAGAGCAUGAAUCAUAUCAACUUUGUAUAUUUCUGUACCUAUCUAUAUAAAGCCAAUAAGGAUGGGGUGGUUCCAGUUUUGUUAGGCUUUAAGCCAAUUUCAGAGUAUGUAAAGUUUAAUAUUCUAUGGAUUGCACGCAAAGCAAGGGUUUUGUUUAAUAAGAGAAGGCACAGGGUCAACUCUUCCCCAUGUCUUGUGUCCCCUGGUCUAAUUUCUCUUCACAUUAAUUGUGCUAACUUUUUUCAGCAAGGAAAGCAUGAGUUGGCCUGUGGAAAAAAAUGUCUUGUCCCUGCUUUUCUUGAGCCUCCUGUUAGGGAAACACCUUAGGAGUGGUGAUGGAAUAUCCUUGUUGUGCCUGAUACCACUGUACCACAGCAUCUUCUCUGCUAAAACCUGGAGGGAAGAGCUCCCACUUCUGCAGCUGUGAGGCAGGUUCUCCUGGGUUCACAUGCUGAGCAGAACAAAAGAGCUGGAAGCUGCUUUCUAGUGAAGAUAGGGCUUUUUUUGGUCCAAUUUGUUUUAAAGAGAGAAAUGAGUUGUUUGGAGGCCAUAAAAGUUUUUUGUCUAUCUGAUGCUUCCAGAAGAAGGUGGUCUGUAGAACUGCAUCUGUUCGGAGCUGGCUCAGUAGCGGUCUCCAGGGAGGAAGGCAGAAGUCAUCUGGCACAAAACACUCUGCACAACUGAAAAUGACAAACUUCUCAUUCUUAUGAAAUGAGUCCUGGCACAGAUAAUAUACACACAGAGCAGUCAUCAGUGUUGUUCACUUCCAAUCCCUGCAAAUUGCUCAAUGAUUUCUUCAAGACUUGCUGAGGUAAGGAGUGAGAGGGCCAGGAGAAGGCUUGAGGUAGUGGAGACUCAGGAUCAUGUUACACAGAUUGGGUCCCUGUGCUAAAUAAGAUGUUAAACUCAGGAGUCUAAGACCUCAGACACUGGAGACUGAACAAGUUCUUGAUUAACAGAUGGUGGAAGACUGUACAUCUCAUUUAUUGCUGUUCUAAAGCAUGUAAAACUCAAAUGUUUCACCUGUUUAAGUGAUCUAGCAGAUACGGGUUUUUUUCUUUAUCAUUCUUCUUCAGACGUUUAGCAAUGGCAGAUGCUUCUUAGACAAAACAUUGUUUUCAAAUGCAUCUUUUCAAUAGCUUUUCUGUUUUAAGGGACAUAUUAAAAAUGAAACUCCAGUCAAACUGAAUACCUUCAGUGUGAAACAUCCUUGUGUUUGUGUAAUGCUCCAUCCCUUGAAACUACUUAUUUUUGUUUAAAUCUAUGUGUUUAACCUGUUGGAUACAAAAUGGUUAAAUGAAAUAUGGCACUUUCACCAAGCUUCUGGAUGUGAACUCAUGAGCACAAGGAGUGUUUCCAAGAGGCACUUUGGAAGGUUAUUUUAGGAAUACUCAUAAAAAUCAUUAUUUCUUCACAGUGCCACAGUUGCUUCAAUAGCCCAUUCUUUCAUGCCAGUGCAUGAACUUCUGGAGCAUCAUUUUACAGCAUUUUCUUAGUGUUUCUUCACUGUAUUUUCAGUAAAUGUGGUGGUGUUAAUAGUGAACUGCUAACCAGGAUCACACUUGCAUUACGGUUUUCAUACCACUAGGAUUUCUUAUAGACAUAAUGUUUUCAGAAGUAGCUGAAUAAUUAAUAGAAAGCAUUCACUUACAAGGUAAACUGGUUACACUUCUUAUCAGAAACUUCAUGCUGUAAUUAAGGAGUGGUUAAAUAUAAAACCUGCUGAUGUUACGUUAGUAGUUCUUUAAGUCGUGUUGUAGGCAUGUGUGAUUUUAAGUCGAAGGUAACAGGGGGUUGUUUGUCAUAGUUCUGUCAUAAAAUCUGAUGUACUUAAAGAUUCCACUAGCCAUUUAUGAGCCCUUUAUAAAGUGCAUUAUGAAUAUAAUGGUGGAGAUUGUGACUUAAGGCCCAUGGCUAUUCAAUCACUCUUGCUUUGAACUUUGCUUUUCCUGAUAAAGCAGGACAUUCUCAUAUUGUUCAGGACAGAAAAGCUUAAAAGUGUUGCUUGAUUCAAGCAACAAGAUAGUGAAAAGCUUUCCUGAUUAUGUGGAUUUUGCAUUGACUUUCAGGUUGAGUACAGUUUAUCUCAAGAGGAUUUUCUGUGGUUUCUAAGUGAUCCAUAAAUUGCAAGUUUUGUGGGCAGUGAAGCAGCCUUUUACUUAGGGUACCCUGUCCAGGGACAAGAACUGGCCUGUGUCCUUUUCAGGAAGGGUGCCUGAAGUCAGGCAGCUGAAUGAAAACUGGAGAGCUGAGUCCCUGAGCUGUUGGUAAUUCAGCCUUUGACAUACCUGCCCAUAGCACCUUCCCAGUCACACCUCCCAGGGCUGCUUGGAGGCAAAGGGUGAUCAAACACACAGUCAGUCUUUCCACCACGGGGUACUGUGCAUCCUCACUUAUAAUCAUGAGUUUCAAAAGAGGUUGCACAGUAGUGCAAUAUUGUGCAGUAUAGUUUUGCACAAAAGGUAACAACAGUGUGGUUUUUUAUAUAGUGGCUUUUUAGAGGAGUGAACCAUUUGACAGUAUCUGCUGAAAUUUGGUACAGCCUUAUGAAAGAAAUGCUCAUUAAUUAAGAAAAGACUUCAUAAAAUUCUGAAAUGUCUGUUCAUGAUUAACAGAAAAAGACUGAAGAUUUUUCAGAACCUUCUGACAAGAUCCUCAGUUUAAGGAUGCAUUACUCAGCCCAAACAAUGUAUUAGACCCAAGUAUAAAUAUACUUCCACUGUGAACAUUGAUCAAAUUGGAAGUAUGAUAUAUUGGUAUUCUUGUGGAUUUUUUUGUGUUAGAAAUGGACUGGUCAAGCCUUGCAAGAUGCUGAAUAUCUUUCUGAUGUUGUAGCACUGCAACCAGCAGGUCAGACCAGGAUUGCCAGUGCCACUGCUGUUCUCUCCAUCUGCUAUGUUUUGCCUUUUUUUUUUAUUUUUUUAACUACUGGAGUAUUAUUUUAUUUUAAAUUUUAGUAUCAUUGCCUAGAAUUAAAGAAGUGGAACAGAUUUUAUGUGAAGAAGAUUGUUCAAGUAAGAAGGGCAAUGUGUGUCUUUCUAUGUCAAUAUUGUGCCUCCCAGACACAGGCUGUUGCCUUUGAUUCUCAUUCACUUUGCUUGCUGCUGAAGUACAUUGCUGGACUAUUUGUCUCAUGAUGAAUUAAUUGCUUUUAAUUUCAUAGGAUUGCAGUGAUGAGCUCAUGGACUUGGGUCCUUUAUGUGAGACACUACUGGUUCUGAUGCACAUUUGCAGCCAAUUUGUAGGCAAUUUUACACUCUGAUUUAAUUGUUGAUAAAGUGAAUGUUCAAAUGACACUGGAAUUUUUGAGAGGAGGCAUUCAGCUGUCAGUCUGUAUCCAUGAUGGGGAAGUUUAGAGACUGGUCCAUAGAGCCCAGCUAAAACCAGGGGAGUAGGUUACUUUAAUUGCAAUCCCAUCUAAAAGGUCGUUGAUUCAGGGGAAGCAAAUGCUGAACAUCUUUGCCACUCCACAGAGGUGACGUGUUCAAGAUCCAGCUCUAAAAUAAUCUGGAUAUAGAUCAAAAUUAGUGAUAGAAAUGAAUCUUUCCAUUUAAUUCUAGGAGUCACCAAGCUCAAACCAUCUGUCUGGGAAGAUGUAGUUUGAUCAGCCAUUCAGGAAUACUGCAUUCCUUGAUUUCAGUAGUGAGGCAUAGAAAAUGGGUUUAAAAAUGUGUAAGGCUGAGAGGCAAAGACCUCUGCACUGAUCUGGUGAGUGCAGCACAGAAGCUUGGUACUGCAUGAAGUCUGGUUUGGUUUUGUUUAUGCGGUAAUAUGAAAACGCAUUGCUUUCUGCAAGCUUUCUAGAGUAUUCUCGAACACAUGUUGCUUAAAAACCAUUAGGAAAAAAACAUUUCUGAAGCUGUGUUAGCUUAAUAGAGCUUUUCAGUUGUGCAGACUGCAUAGGCAGUUUGUGAAGAAGUCAGGAUGCCAUACCCAGAGCUGUUUGUUUUGUGUAGCUGCAGAAAAUGAUUUAAAUGUGGCGUUACAGGCUGGCUCAUUUUUGAAGUUGCUGCCAGUUAAUCUUGCUAUACACGUAAUUUUCUUAAAAUUUCAAUAGCUCAAUGUGGGUGCAUAUUCUAACUUGAGUUACAUGGUUUAAAUGUGUUGAAUAAACUCCAGUGGAUGCCCUGUUAGGAAUCCAAUAUUUACAGAUAUCAUUUGUGUGUUACUUAAUGAGGUAUAACCGAAAUCAUCACCAUGCAGUUCAGAAAUAGAAGGCAACAGCUGUAAUCCUGAGAAGGAGAUGCAGGUCACGAGUUCAAACCUUGAGAUUAAAGGGAUGACUUUUACCCUACUGUCUUUACUUUGUCAUGCUUGCUAUAAGUAGAUGUCAAGGCCCUUUGGUUUAUAAACCACUGAGCUUAUAUUUCUCUGUCUUAUUUUAUUUUUAUUUUUAGUUAGUGAAUCUGAUCAUUUUCCUCUGCUGAUAUAUAAGUCUUACUGACUUAAGUGGAAACAGGAUUUCCUGUGGUGAUUAAAACCACAGGUGCUAGGAUUAAGGAAGGCCUUUUUUUCAGUGGCGUAUAGACUAAAACUGGAAUGAUACAUAGAAGAUUAGCGUGGCAUCCUCAAGGCUGACAAGCAGAUUUGGGAAAGCACAUGAGGGGAUCAAACUCCAGGAGGUGUAACCAUGGGGAAACUUCUCUGGCAAAGUUUUUAUGAGGACUUGAAUCUUAACAGAUUCAAGUCCUGGAACUCAGCUGUUGGAAGCAGAAACCUCUUUGGAUGCAGUGCUGAUGUGUGCAGCCUUUAUGGGAAAUGUGUAUGUUUUUAGGAUAAGGGUUUUAGGCUAUUGAUGCUUCCCUAGACCCCUAAUGUCUGGCUGUACUCUGUGGAGACAGGGUGCAGCUUCACUGGAGAGAAGCUAUUUUAGGAGUUGUAAAUCCCAGCCAUGUAAAAUGUGAAGAAUAGCCUAGCACUGAAAUACAGACUAAAGUGAUGUUCCUUUCCAUUCUCUUUUUCCUCUUAUCCAUAAGAAUUUUUUUCCCCUUCAGUUUUUAGUCAUUCUGGCUUGCGGUGUCCUGUCUAAAGUCCCAGUGUUGUUGUUGUUUUUGAGAUUUUUUGGUGGUCUUUGGUAACAUUUUUUGGGGGGUUAAUUGCAUUCUAGAUGGCUUUUAUUAAGCUGCAGUUUUAGACACAAACUAUACACUGCUGUGUGGACAUUAAAGCUUUGUGUUCCUACUUGAUGGUAGGAGGUGAUGCCAUUCCGUAAGUUCUCAGGGAUGACACCUGAAUGGCUUUUUGGAUCAGAUCCUGUUGGCUUCUCUUGUGACUGUUUCCACUGAAAUUAUUAGACCUAUUUGUAGGAAUGAGAACUUUUUUCAUGUAUAUAGGUAUGUAUGUAUGAAUACAUAUAAAUACACAAAAAUGUGUGUGUCUAUAAAUGUAUAUAAAAGCAGAAGUUCUUAUUCCUGUUAUAU